AUGAAUAGCAGCUUGUGUUGUUUAGGUAGCAGCAUGACCAAAUACACUGAAAAACUAGAAGAGAUAAAGAGAAAUUACAGAUACAAGAAAGAUGAACUCUUCAAAAGACUGAAAGUGACGACAUUUGCCCAACUGGUGAUCCAGGUUGCUUCUCUUUCUGAGGCAAACUCAGAAGUACCGUCUGAAGAAACACAAAAGCUAGAUGAAGGUGAUGCGGCUCCUGCAGAGAACAGUGCUGAUGUCGUAGCGGAAACGAACGGCAAAGUCAGCCCCGGAGAGAAGCCAGCCAGCCCCAUCCUGUUCAUCAACAACACCGGUGCCGGGGAGGCUUAUCGCUCGACCCUGCAGAGUGUGAUCAGUGGUGUUGGUGAGCUGGACCUGGGAAAAGACACCCCAAAGAAAACGGAAACGAGUGUGAAAGAGGGACCCUAUCCUGACUGCCCCUAUCUGCUGUUGGAUGUGCGUGAACGGGAGGCCUACGAGCAGGGCCACAUCGUGGGAGCGUACUCCUACCCCAUUGCCACCCUAUCCAGGACCAUGAACCCCUAUACGAACAACAUCCUGGAAUACAAAAACGCUCACGGGAAGAUCAUCAUUGUCUAUGACGACGAUGAGAGGGUGGCCAGCCAAGCGGCCACCACUAUGUGCGAGAGAGGCUUUGAGAACUUAUUCAUGCUCUCUGGAGGCCUCCGGGUUGUCGUUCAGAAGAUCCCAGAAGGCUUGAUGACGGGCUCCUUUCCUGCGUCUUGCCUGUCGGCCAGCCAGCCGGGGACCACCCGGAAAAAAGCCACGCCCAGGCAGCCCUCGCCCCCGCCGGCUGAGAACAAGUGGAGAUUUACAGCCGAGGAUCUGCAGAAGAUCCAGCGCUACCUAGAAGAGGAGCACCUUCCUUUGGACUCUGCCAGCCGCCUCAGUCGUGGUUCUUCAGCUCGUGAUACCAAGGCCACGGCUGUCAAGAGCAGCCAGAAUCUAGCCACCACCAACUCUGCCGUGGCCCUGAGCGCCCGCUCCCUCAGCAGCACCAGCUUGCAGAACAAGCCGUGGAGAUAGCCUGUGUCUCUUUUUUUCACUGAAUAAACGAGAGCCCCCUUCCCGGGGCCCUUUGAUCACUACA
This is a messenger RNA of Pogona vitticeps (central bearded dragon), 1114 nucleotides long. The record is from RefSeq and is a predicted model, not a curated record. Lineage: Eukaryota; Metazoa; Chordata; Lepidosauria; Squamata; Agamidae.